AUGAUGGAACAAAUAAAUACGCCCAAACCACCAGAUUUCCAGAAAGUUCCAGAAGAAUCUUUGAUCUACGGCUGUUUCCAGGGACACACAGAGAUGGACAUUAACUGCUGCUGGAAGAUCGUGAAAGAAGUACUGAGGGAAGCACUGAAGCUUGCCCAUAGAGUCCCAGACUGGAUACCUGAUGAACAGGUGAAGAUGUGGAAGCCCCCUGUUUGUCAUAUCAGGAGCCUCACUCUGGCAAAUCAUGUCCUUGAGGCUUGUGAAAAUGAGGAAGGCUUGUUGUAUUUUGGGGCAGUGCUCCAUAUUCCUCAGCAUGUUGACAACCACACAUACCCACGAAUGAAGUGGAAAAGUGUAAUGUCACUGAAGAAAUCAAAUCAAGUCAGGCCACCACUUUUGGAAAAUGUGCCCGCAGUUUCAAAGUCACAGGAAGUACAAGCAAAGAAUGAAGUUGUAGCUGGAUCAGGGAAUACGGACUGUGAAGAAGACAAGUGGAGUGACUAUGUGCGACAACGGCGAGCCCCACAUAAACAUAUACCUUUUAAAACAGAUGCUGAGCUAGAGUCAACGGGUUCUGCCACAUACAUUGGCUUGAAAAGAAAUACAGAUGCAGGGCAACAGAUUGCAACAUCGAAUCAAACUCCAGCAGGAAACGUGGAGCAGAAAAGCACUAGUGCUUCACCCACUGCAGCAUUCCUUCAGUAUUUUAUUACAACAUCAAAGAGAGGCAAUGACAGCCAGAUUGAUCUGGAGCGCUUGAACACAUUGCUGGAAAAUGGAGCAGAUAUCAAUGCCACUGACAGAUAUGGACAGGGUGUUUUGCAUGGGGCUGCUCGAACAUGGCACCCUGAUGUUGCCAGGUUUUUGAUUGAGAGGAAUGCUAAUGUUAACAAGUCUGAUAACUAUGGCGUGACCCCACUGCAUGUGGCUGCAGCAACUGAUUAUCCUGAAAUGGUCGACUUUCUACUGGACUGUGAUGCGGAUAUUGAAGCAAAGACAACUGGAAUGAUGCAGACACCAGUCCACUAUGCUGCAAAGUAUGAUGCUGCUAGUUCCUUGAACUGUCUGUUGAAACAUGAUGCAGACAUAAACACUAGAGAUUACAAACAGCGAACACCUCUACAACUGGCAGCAGAACUUGAUCGAACUGAGUCAGCUCGACUCUUAUUGCAGUUUCAAGCAGAUGCAGGAACUCAUGAUAAUACAGGACAAUUAUGUUUAACUUUGAUGGCUGCAAACAUGCCUCAACUUGCACUUACAGCUUUGGAUCAAUUUUGUGUCAAGGAUAGAGCAAACCGAAAACAGUACUUCAUGCUGAAUAUGCUGAUACCCCAACCUUCAGAGACCAGUAACAGUCAUGCCAAGUCCUUACUUGAAGUGAUCGUUCAAUUUCGACAGCUGGACCUCAUUAUGCAUCCUGUCGUCCAAAAAUUAAUUACAAUUAAAUGGAAGCGCUUUGGAAUGAGAGGAGUAGGGAUAAUGCUGACCCUCAACAUCCUCUUCAUAAUUUCUUGGACUGUUCUGGGACUUAGUUCAUCACUGGCUAAUGUGAAACAACUUAGUUAUGAACUACCUGGUGACUGGUGGAGAGUUUUACUUGCCACCAUAGCCAUUGGGCUCACUGCCUACCAGAUUGGAGAGGAAUUCAUAGAAAUCCAGUCUUCAAAUACAAAGUUUUCUCGCUGGAAGGAGUGGAGAGCCCAGGAAAUAAUGAAAGAUCUAAACCUAUGCCACCCACGAUGGCCAGAGGAAGAGGCAUAUCUUAAGAAGCAGCUGACUGCACUGGAUGACAUGCAUCCUCACUAUUUCAACGAUUUUUGGAAUCUAUUUGAUUGGAUGGUCUACCUGUUGCUCUUUGCUCUGAUUGGGAUUUACAUAGCUGAUCUGUCAAUGACUAGUGAAACCAUUCACACAACUCACAUUCGACUAUGUGCAGUGACCAUCAUAUUCCUUUGGUUACGAGUCAUGAAACAUGUACGAGCAAUCAGGGCCCUGGGACCUUUUAUUGUGAUGCUUGGGAAAAUCAUUGUGGAUCUCCUGAAGUUCCUUUUUCUUUAUGGAGAGUUUUACAUUCCUUUUGCAUGUUCAUUUUGGAUAAUGUUUGGCGGCCUUGUACCAAAUAUGUCAACUAUACCCCAGAUGCUUUUUACUGUUUUUCGAAUUACACUGGUUGAUGAUUAUGGAUUUGAAGAUAUGUAUGCAAGAGACCCAGUAAUGGCAUAUUUACUCUGUGGAACCUUUCUUGGGGUGUCGAGCAUUCUUUGUAUCAAUCUUCUCAUAGCAUUACUUUCAGAUACAUUCCAAAGAGUGUAUGACAACGCAAAUGCUAAUGCAGCCAUGCAACAGGCUAGUAUUGUACUGUAUGUUGAAGACCACCUCAAUAAGAAGAGAAAGAAUACGUUUCAAGAAUUUAUACACACAUCAUGUGCACCUUUGGAGAUAUUCUUUGAUGAUGAUAUUACAAUAGAUCAAGAAGAUGAUCUCAAAAAAGUCACCGUUCAAAUAAAGGAAGAUAUUGAUAAUCUUACAAAUUUAAUGCAAAAGGAAGAAUGGGAAAGGGCUGAGUAUGAACAGAGUCCUGGACCUAGACGGGGCAAAGUAUUUUUUGGCAGAGGCCAAAGCCAAAAUCAAGAUGAAGAGUAA
This is a messenger RNA of Pristis pectinata (smalltooth sawfish), 2643 nucleotides long. RefSeq names its product transient receptor potential channel pyrexia-like. Lineage: Eukaryota; Metazoa; Chordata; Chondrichthyes; Rhinopristiformes; Pristidae. Gene Ontology annotation, cellular component: membrane. The coding region runs from base 1 to 2643 and encodes 880 amino acids. Gene Ontology annotation, biological process: calcium ion import across plasma membrane. Gene Ontology annotation, molecular function: calcium channel activity; protein binding. The record is from RefSeq and is a predicted model, not a curated record. The transcript is spliced from 21 exons.